AUGCUUCCGAUUCCUUGUAUCUCUUUUGAAUCAAACCCUAAAUACACCUUCUUUCUGGUUUUUCAAUUUAAUUUCACUCCGCAGUUGGAUGAGACGAAUUAUCUUGCUUGGGCUUGUGCGAUGCGACGCGCGUUGGGAAGCAAGAACAAGUUUUAUUUUGUCGAUGGUACGAUUCCUGUUCCAUCAUUCACUGAUCUCAAUCAUCAUGCUUGGGAAUGCUGUAAUAAUCUCAUCCAUUCUUGGAUCAGCAAUUCUGUAAAUUCUCACAUUGCACAUUCUAUAGUGUUCAUAGAAAAUGUGCCUGAUGUAUGGAAUGAAUUAAAAGAGAGAUUUUCUAAAGCUGAUAGAAUUAGGGUAUCAAAACUGAGAUCUGAUAUCAAUAAUCCCAAACAAAGAUCUCUCUCAAUUUCUAAAUACUUUACCUCUCUCAAAUUUCUUUGGGAUGAACUGGAUAGUUAUCGUCCAAUUCCUAUUUGCACAUGCCCUCUUCAGUGUGUUUAUUUGUCUAUGAGAAAUGCUCGUGAUUUUCGUUUUGAAGAUCAGAUUAUGCAGUUUCUUACAGGUCUAAAUGACCAAUUCUCCAUAGUACAAACCCAGAUUCUCCUUAUGGAGCCUCUUCCUACCCUGAACCGUGUAUAUUCUCUAGUUUUGCAAGAAGAGAGCAAGACUAAUCUUGAGGUUUUAGAUGAAUCCAAGGGUCUUAUUCAUGUAGCUGCAUCUAAGAAACAUUUUGGUAGAGGAAAGGGAAGUUUUUCAGGAAAAAGGCAGUGCAAUUUUUGUGGGAAAGAAAAUCAUACAAUUGAUAUGUGCUACAAAAAGGAUGGUUUUCCUCCACAUUUUGGGAAAAGAUCCAAUGCUUCUGUUAACAAUAUUACUACAUAUGAAAAUGAAGACAAUGUGACUGCUAAUCUUGAAGUGUCACAAGGUUCCACAUCUCAUUCAGGUCCUAUUCUUACUCAAGAACAAUAUGACAUCUUUGUGUCUUUGGUUCAGCAAAUUAAUGCUAACAACAAUCAGCAAAAGGGUAAGCAAGUUGUCACAAAUCACGUCAAAACUCUAGCUCAUAAUGGCCAUUUGCCUAAUGAAGCGUCCAAUACAGAUUCAGGAGCUAAUGACCACAGUUGUUCUUCUCUCAUGUGGUUUUCUACAUAUUACAAGAUAAAGCCUAAAGGAGUUGAGUUACCCAAUGGAAAUUUAAUCACUGCAAAAUAUGCAGGGAAUGAUUUGCAUUCCAAGAGGAUGAUUGGUUUGGGUGAUCAGGUUGAAGGAUUGUACUUGCUUGAAGUGGAUGCUGCUCAUAGGAAGUCUCUCACCGUGUAUACUAAUUGCAUGGUGCAAAACUACUUUCCUUGGACUCCUUCCCCUGUUUUGCCUCCUUGUUAUGGAAUAUUUGGUCAUACUGGUCAACUAGAUAACACUAGGCAUAACAAAGAACUUGAAAUCCAAGCUAGAAGUUUGAAGGACAUUCUCGAUAGGCUUGCCUCAAAAGCAAAUUCUCUUUGUACUCACAAUAAAAUGCUAGAGAUUCAAAUCCCUCAUGUAGGCCAUCAAGUAGCCUCUCCCUCCCAAACCUCCGGAAUCCUUCCGAGCCAACCUAAGGCUAACCCAAAGGGUCAACCGAAUGAUGUUACACUUAGGGAUGUUGAACAAUUAGAGGACCCCGUUGUGGAAACCAAGACUAAUGAAGUUGAGGAAGAGAGUGAAAAGCCACAAAGUGAGAAAGUUGUGAUAGAGUGA
Molecule: messenger RNA, 1737 nt
Organism: Medicago truncatula (barrel medic)
Lineage: Eukaryota; Viridiplantae; Streptophyta; Magnoliopsida; Fabales; Fabaceae
Exons: 5
Coding region: 1-1737 (578 amino acids)
Source: RefSeq, a predicted model, not a curated record